AUGGACGGGCUGAUUUUGGAAGGCAAGGACGACGGCAAGAGCAACAAGGUGCACAUCCGUAUGCAGCAGCGCAACGGUCGAAAGAGUUGGACCACGGUCGCCGGCUUCCCCGAGUCGGUGCGACUCCCGAAGUCCGGGAAGGUGCUGCAGGUGGAUUUCGAGAAGAUCUUGCGAGCGCUGAAGAAGACCUUCAAGACCAAUGGAGUGCAUCACAGGGACCCUGAUCAUGGCAGCGUGCUGCAGCUGCAGGGAGAUAUCCGCAAAGACGUAGCAGAUUGGCUGGUAGAGGCCUGCGCCUUUGGUUCCUCUGCAGAGCGAGGCUUGGCAAGCCUGACUCUCCUCACCAGACCACGUUCAGGUGAAGAAGUGAAGCCAGCCCAGGAGCAUCGGAGGCGUUCGAGCUCGAGCUCUGGCGAUGGGAGGCAGUGUGUCACGCCCAUGGCAGCAGAGCACAGCGAGGCCUCGGAAAAGAUCAAGGCACGGAUCCAGUGCUGCCUACAGAGCCGCGCGGGCAACGGGAGGAGCAAGCAGUGGAAGGGUGAGGCUGUGGUGCAAAGUACUGAAAAAGUCCCAGAACCAGUGCCCGAGAAGCCCCGAGGCCGCAAGUCUUUGAGGGGUGACAGCAGGUCACCCAACGUUGGGGCCAAGGAGGGCUUGGUGACCAGCUCUCGCUCCACGUCUGCUGGGGUGAGCCCACAGCGUGAUCAGAGCAACAGAUCCACAGGCCCGCCUGCUGCUUUUGCUCCGCCGGUGACGCGUGCGCAGCGGGUGCUGGGGCGAACUCCUAGCCCACCGCGGGAGAAAACUCCAGAGCCGCAAGGAAACAAUCUUUUGGAUGUUUAUCGCAGCAUCUUCGAGGAGAUCAUCCAGUUGGAUCACCAGUACGGGGCCACACUCCGAAAGGUGAAAUCGAUCUACGAUUCUCAUUUGGAUGGCAUCACCGAGUUGCGCCGGGAGAACGACCGACUUCGGGCAGCUCUUGCACCAGGUGCAUGGAGUCAGCUCCGGCCCUCCCCAAGCGUGGCGGGGCCUUUGGCAGUGCCCGUGGGCGCGCCGUUGGGUGUCGCCCAGCAAUUUCCGCUGAACGGUGCUGGGCGGCCACAAGCAGUGCCCAGGUUGAAUUUGCAAGGAUUGUAUCCUGCCAAUUGA
Molecule: messenger RNA, 1149 nt
Organism: Durusdinium trenchii
Lineage: Eukaryota; Dinophyceae; Suessiales; Symbiodiniaceae
Source: the annotation of a GenBank genome assembly